Molecule: messenger RNA, 1062 nt
Organism: Pocillopora verrucosa
Lineage: Eukaryota; Metazoa; Cnidaria; Anthozoa; Scleractinia; Pocilloporidae
Source: RefSeq, a predicted model, not a curated record
GACGAUCUCUUAUAGGUGGUCCGAUUCGUUUGAAGUUGAGUCUUUUUCACAAUGAAAAGAUUCUGUGUCUCUUUGAUUUUGUUAGUCUCCCUUUUCGACGGAAUGCUGCGAAGUGUAGCUGGUGAAGAUUUUUGCUCUAACGAGGAUGAAGACUUAUCGUUUGAAACAAUACCUUGUACUGCGGUUAGGACAGGAAUGGUGCGCUCCACUGAAGGUCAAAAAUUUCUAAGCCUUUGCCUCAACAACCAAUGGAAGCCAUAUUACCCCCUAGGAAGCCCUGUUAAGGGUUGCUAUAACAACCGUAUUCCUGGUCUGAUUGGUCAUUGGCGCAUGAACGAGCAGACUGGAGACGAGGUGGCUGAUGACUCGGGUUAUGAGAACCACGGCUCGGCUGAUGUCCCAGUGCCUAAGUUAUCCAAGUUCACACGUGGUCGCCAUUUUGACUCCAGUGGACUCAUCUCCGUCCCAAACUCCCCGGUAUUGAAUUUGGGGGUGUCAAGCUUCACCGUGACUGGAUGGACAAAGAUUUUGGACGUCACCUACCCUCUGACAACCUUCGCUGUCCAGAAGGGUUAUGGCUGUUAUUUUCACCCAGACCGUCCGGGCGCGAAAGCCGGUUGGGAAAUAGGACACGGUUACAAUGCCAAAGGACUUGACGUUUGUAUACGAGACAAAGAAUUCAGAAUGACUCGAAAGAAAAUCGAGUUUGAUGAUGACUUUCAGCAACAUCAUCUUCUUGAUCAGUGGGUUCAUUAUGCAGUUGUCUUUGAUCGCCAACAGCAGAAGAAAGUCUUCCUUUACAUCAACGGCAAAAAGCAGUCCAAGUACCUCGACAUCUCAGCAGUACAAGGCAGCGUUGACAACACCAGACCUCUCAUAUUCGGUUACCUCUACGGCUGGAAAACUAAGGGAACUCUGGAUGAAUAUCGAGUUUACAACAAGGCUUUAGACGACUUCGAGGUGGGGGCCAUCUUCAAGAACCACCUUGUGUAACAAGCACUAAAAAGUUUUGCAAAUUAUACAAACUGUCUCCUCGUGAUAUGUUGGCAGAAUAAAAAAAUU